Molecule: messenger RNA, 4152 nt
Organism: Acanthosepion pharaonis
Lineage: Eukaryota; Metazoa; Mollusca; Cephalopoda; Sepiida; Sepiidae
Source: the annotation of a GenBank genome assembly
AUGUUUUACCUGAGACCAUUCCUUCAGGCCGCCUUACAUUUGCCACUUUCAUUGAACUGUUGCUUACACCACCACCGACUGGGUGGACUGACACCCUCUCCAAUCUCUCCCUCUCUGUGUUGCACUCUCUCUCUGUUUUACUCUCUCUCUCUCUGUUUUACUCUCUCUCUCUCUGUUUUACUCUCUCUCUGUCCUUUGUUUUACUCUCUCUCUCUGUCCUUUUGUUUUACUCUCUCUCUCUCUGUUUUCUCUCUCCUCUGUUUUACUCUCUCUGUCCUUUUGUUUUACUUUCUCCUUCUGUUUUACUCUCUGUCCCUUUGUUUUCCUUUCUCUCUCUCUCUGUCCUUUUGUUUUACUCUCUCUCUCUGUCCUUCUGUUUUACUCUCUCUGUCCUUCUGUUUUACUCUCUCUCUGUCCUUCUGUUUUACUCUCUCUCUGUCCUUCUGUUUUACUCUCUCUGUCCUUCUGUUUUACUCUCUCUGUCCUUCUGUUUUACUCUCUCUGUCCUUCUGUUUUACUCUCUCUGUCCUUCUGUUUUACUCUCUCUCUCUCUCUCUGUCCUUCUGUUUUACUCUCUCUCUCUCUCUGUCCUUCUGUUUUACUCUCUCUCUCUCUCUGUCCUUCUGUUUUACUCUCUCUCUGUCCUUCUGUUUUACUCUCUCUCUCUCUGUCCUUCUGUUUUACUCUCUCUCUCUCUGUCCUUCUGUUUUACUCUCUCUCUCUCUCUCUCUGUCCUUCUGUUUUACUCUCUCUCUCUGUCCUUCUGUUUUACUCUCUCUGUCCUUCUGUUUUACUCUCUCUCUCUGUCCUUCUGUUUUCCUCUCUCUCUCUGUCCUUCUGUUUUACUCUCUCUCUCUCUGUCCUUCUAUGAUUUUCCUCUCAAUUCCUAAUCUGUGGUUAGGGAAUUGGGUAGUGAAGGUCAGAUAUUGGCGAACUGAAGGCUUAUUUCAGUGCAUCCCAAUAUUUUCUUUAGCAUUUGGAUGUCAAACUCAGUUAUUCAUCCUGUACGAUGAUCUUCCAGAACCAUCAUUCAAGGUGAUCAACAAGAUUGUCAGCAAUGCUGUCAAUAUUUGUUCAGUUGCUUAUCUAUUGGUUGGAUUUUUUGGUUACAUUGCCUUUUGCAGUACUGAAAUAACAGGAGAUAUAAUCAAUAUGUUAGCCCCUUCACUUUUUACUGAUAUAAUCAAAAUGGCAUUUGUUUUGUCUAUUGCUGUCACUUUCCCUCUAAUCAUAUUUCCUUGCCGCACAAGUUUGUACACAAUGCUCUUCCCCAGGAGGCCCAAGACGAGUGAUGGGUUUGAGAUGAGCCACCAGAUCCCGGAAUUACACUUCAAACUAAUGACAAUUGCAAUUGUCGUUAUUUCUAUGGUAAUUGGAAUGUCUGUGCCAAAUGCUGGAUCUUUCUCCUUCCCCCUCCCUCUCCUUCCCCCUCCCUCUCCUUCCCCCCCUCCCCCCUCCCUCUCCCUCCCCCUCCUCUCCUUCCCCCUCCCUCUCCCUCUCCGUUUUCCCUCCCUCCUCCCCUCUCCUUUUCCAUCCCUCCUCCCCUUCCGUCCCUCCUUCCAUCUCCCUCCUCCCUCCAUCUUCCCUCUCCUUCCCUGUCUUCCUCUCCUUCCCUGUCUUCCUCUCCUUCCCUGUCUUCCUCUCCUUCCCCGUCUUCCCUCUCCUUCCCCGUCCUCUCCUCCCUCCUUCCCUCCGUCCCCUCUUCCUCCUUCCCACCUCUCCCUCUCCACCUCCAUCCCACCUCUCCCUUUCCUUCUCCCUCUCCUUCCCCUUCCUCCCUCUCCUACUCCACUUUUGGUAUUGGAAUUUAUUCUUGGCUUAAAUGGUGCCACGAUGGGAACAUUAAUCUGUUACAUAAUGCCAGCCCUUUUUUUCCUAAAAGUCAUGUCUGUGACGUCUGAAGGAAAGACUUUAGCCAAGCUAGUGCUUGUCAUGGGCAUCCUUGUUCUGUUGAUUAGCACAUAUACGACCCUAAACUUCCAGGAUAAAAGUCAUCAUGCUGAACAUCAAGAAGAGAAAAGACUUAAGGACAACAUUGCAGCAAAAGAAGCCGUCCAGGAUAUAAUUGCAGCCAAGCAACCACCAAUUGUAGACCAUGAUGUUGCUGUUGAUAAUGGAGUGAACCAUGAAGGAGAAGAUAUUGGAAACCAUGUGGGAGAUGGUCAAGAAAAGGCAAAAGAUAAAGAUGCCCAUAGACAUGAGCCUCCAAUUCCAAAACCACCAGAUGAACUGCCUGAUGUUGACCAAAGCAAUGAGAAACAAAAAGCUGCAGAGGCCAACAAAAAAUUAGAGAAUGAGAAAAAGGAGGAAGCAGCAGCAGCAGCUCUUGUAAAGGCACACGGCAAUGGUCUCAAUGGUGAUGGCCAGGUUGCUAAGGAUGUUGCUAAGGAUGUUGUAAAGGAUGUGGAAAAAAAUAAAUCAAGCAAAGAUGAUGCCAAAAUCAAAAAGCAAGAAGGAGAGAAGAAACAAGAAGAAUUGUUGCAUAAAUUGGAAGAACAACAGCAAGAACAGAAAAAGAUUCUUGAAGAACAACGAGAACUUUUGAAUGAGUUGAAAAAACAUAGAGAAGAAGAACAUAAAGAUAAAAUAGUUGAAAACAAGCCCAAUGAUCAGGAAGGCAGAGGGGUUCCAGUGGCUGAUGUUCAGAGAAAUGCCUUGCCUAAACUGCAGCAAGAGAUUAUUCCUCAGCCAGUUAUUAAUGCAAAUCAAGAACCAAAGGCACCUCAAAACAUAGUCCCUCAGCAAAAUGUUAUUCCCCAGCAAAAUAUUGCCCCUCAGCAAAAUGUUAUGCCUCAGCAAAAUGCUCUGCCUCAACAAAAUAUACCCCUUCAGCAAAAUGUUUUACCCCAGCAAAAUAUGCUACCACAACAGAACAUUUUACCCCAGCAAAAUGUGGUUCCUCAACAAAAUGCUGUACUACAGCAAAAUGUUUUACCCCAGCAAAAUGUGGUUCCUCAACAAAAUAUUGCACCCCAUCAAAAUAUUGUCCCUCAGCAAAAGAUGAUCCCUCAGCAGAAUCCUGUACUCCAACAGAAUAUUGUGGCUCCCCAACAAAAUAUGGCCCUUCAGCAAAAUAUUGUGCCCCAUCAAAAUAUUGUCCCACAGCAAAAGAUGGUCCCUCAGCAGAAUGCUGUACCCCAACAGAAUAUUGUAGCCCCUCAACAAAAUGUUGUUCCCAAACAAAAUGUAGUGCCUCAUCAGAAUAUGAUCCCCCAGAAAAAUUUGGCCACACAACAAAUAUUAAUAUUACAGCAAAAUGCUAUACCCCAGCAGAAUCUAGCAGGACAGCAGAAUAUUCAAGCACAUAAAAAUUUUGUCCCUCAGCAAAAUCCUCUUCAACAGGACAUUGCAGCUAAUUUGGGUUCCCAGCAAGGAAAAACUGUCAAGUUAUUAAAAGAAAUAAAAGCAAAUGUUCCAAAUGUGAUUUUCAACAAUCAAAAGGUUGCAAAAGAGCUACCAUCAGACAAUCAUCCUCAAUCGAAUUUAAUUCAACAGAGAGACCCGGGUAAUUUGAAACUGCAGCCAGUUCCCCAGAAACUAUCUUUCUCUCCACAAGUCCAUAUGGCCGUCCAACCAGAACAGCAGCAACCGCAGCAAGUAGCCCAGGUGAAUAGGCCUGUAGCCAACCAGCAGGGGCGGCAUUUAAUGCUGGAGGAUACAGAGAAGAAAGAAAAAGAGACUAACAAACCCAAUCAGGAGAAAAACAGUCAGGGGGACCAUUUGAACCAGGAACACGGUGUUCGUCACAAGCGAGAUGUGUUGAUGCAGACGAAAGACCAAAAGCAGUUCAAAGAUGAAGGGAAAUCUGAAGACUUGCCUGCUUUUCCUCUGCUUGAUGGAAUUGAUAAAAAAAAUUUCCCGCCAAUCAUUAUGCGUUCAUUGAAAUCUGCAAACAAAGAAGAUAACACUUUUAUACACACACACACUUUCUGUUCUUCAUUAUUUUCCUCUGUUUUUUUUCUUUUUCUCUUUAUCUUUUCUUUUUACUUUUUCUUUAUAUCUUUUUCACUUUUUUCUUUUUCUGUUUUUUUUUUCCCUUUUUUCUCUUUUUUUUCCCCUUUUUUCUCUCUUUUUCCACCUUUUCUCCCCCCCUUUUCUCUUUUUUCUCUUAUUCCCCUUUUUCUCUCCCCUUUUUCCCCCCCAUUUCAUUAA